This is a messenger RNA of Diabrotica virgifera virgifera (western corn rootworm), 4278 nucleotides long. Its product is annotated as probable E3 ubiquitin-protein ligase sinah. NCBI's taxonomy places the organism in Eukaryota, Metazoa, Arthropoda, Insecta, Coleoptera, Chrysomelidae. Gene Ontology annotation, molecular function: ubiquitin conjugating enzyme binding; zinc ion binding; ubiquitin protein ligase activity. The record is from RefSeq and is a predicted model, not a curated record. Gene Ontology annotation, cellular component: cytoplasm. Gene Ontology annotation, biological process: proteasome-mediated ubiquitin-dependent protein catabolic process; multicellular organism development. The transcript is spliced from 5 exons. The coding region runs from base 388 to 1209 and encodes 273 amino acids.
UUGAAUACAAGCGUGCGGCGAUAUUUUAAUAUAUAAUAAUAAUAUGUAUAAUAUGUACUUGUAUUUAAUUUAAUUGUUUAAGAUUGUGAGAAACGAAAUACCUAUAGCAUUGAUUUUACUGAUUAUUAUACCCAGUUAUUUGGUAGAACAGUGUAUAUCCCUUUUAAUAUUUUCUCGGUCCAUUUUUUUAUACUGCCAAUAAUUAAACGAAGGGUUGCUGUGGAUGUACCUAUUGUUACUACUAAACUUUACUACUACAACUAUAAACUAUAAAUACAACACAGUAUACUUAUGUUUUAAUAAACUGACGAUACAGUAUAAUAGUGUUGAGAAAAAUAUUGGUUCUGGAAAUCAAACUAACUGCCUUAUCACCUUAUCACAACAAGCAUGGCAAGUAACGAAACUUUGGAGGCAUUUGAAAAAAGUCUCAUUAGUAAAUUCGAGUGCCCGGUUUGCUUUAAAUUCAUGCAGCCUCCAAUAAGACUAUGUAUCUCUGGACAUAUCUUCUGCACUCAUUGCUUUGAAAACAUUGAGAGCUGUGCGUUAUGUAGAGCUGAGAAGAGCCCUUACCGAUGCAUCGUAUUGGAACAAAUACAUGCCUCCCUCUCAUUCCCAUGCAAAUAUGUUGAUGAAGGAUGCAUUUUCAGUGGAAAGAGUGACACACUGAUAACUCAUCAGGAAUAUUGUGAACUUUCUACAACUGAAUGUCCAUUGAGAUACAACAAUUGCACAUGGACAGGAUUCCGAUCUGGGAUGAUAGAACACUGCAGAACUGAUCAUUCAGAAAACAUAUUUUUCGAAAACGAACAAAAACUGAAAGUCGCGAAUUUCAACAUACUUGCAGACGUAGAGCGCAGCAUAUUAUUAUCCAUACACAACAAUCUUUUUCGUUGCUAUUGGGACUUGGAAGCAGUAAGCGGCUCAAUGAGGUUUGCAGUGUACUCUUUAGGAAAACCAUCGCUAGAGAAGACCAUUUACUUUAAAGUUGGAAUGUUUAUUAAAAAUACAAACGAAGAAGCCGUAUCUAUGAUCGGACCCUGUUACCUACUCAAGAACGAAAACACCAAAUUCAUCGGGAAAAAGUAUCUGUCCACCAAUUUUGAUAUGAUUAAAGAUCUUUGUGACACUAACGGUGAUUUUAACUACUCCAUAGGAAUUAUUGAACGAAGUGUUCCGCCACAAGAUAUUGAACCUGAGAGUAAUUCAUAGUAAUUAGUAGUUAUUUGUGUUAAGACAUUUUAUAUUUUAAAAGCUUAUUUUAUAGGUAAUAAUUAGUUAUUUUAAGUUUGUUUUAACAUAAUUUAAGACGUAACAGUAUUUUUUUAUAAUUUUCUUCGGACUCUUCAGUGAGUAUAUGUUUGUGAAUGAUCUGUUUUCUUUUAUUCAGCAGUAAUCAUUUAAUGUGUUAUUUAAUAUUUUGUUUGUACUGUCUAUGUAGCUAGGCAGUAAAUAAUAUUAACAUCAUACUUAAAACUCCUCAUCUUCAUCUUUCAUCCAUCGUUCCCAAUCCUGGGCUGUUUGUAUCUAUCUUAGUCGAGCAAUUCGUUUUAUGUGGACUGACCUUCUAAAGUGUGGUCCUUUCCUUUGCUGUUGUUAUUUCAUGGUUCUCUAUCGUAUAAAAAUUUUGUUCCAUCGUUAUUUGAUCCCGGACACUAUUUAUUUUCUAUUUAAGUUUUGCUGCUUGUGUUUUCUAUCACUUUUAUAAUUCAGCAUUAAUUUGCCGUUCCAUCGAUCAUUAUGAUUUUAUUAUCGUUUAUAAAUAUGUUAUCGUUGGUAAAUAUUAUGUCAAUAUUAUGCUCAGUUAACUUUGGGUUAUAUUAUAUGGGAAAGGGUAGUAAAGACAUUUAGGCUAGUCUGUGUGUUCUGAUGCCAUUGAAUUACCAUGUGUUUUGGAGUUUUCGCUUAACGCGAUGGUGGAAGGCACAUACUUGAGUCUUAGGAUCGGAUUUUAGCAAAUCCGUAGGUAGUAGGCACUGAUUUUCUUUAAGGAAAUUUCGAGUUUCUUAACUAAUUCUUCAAAACUUUUUCUUGAGUACAUAUUAUUGUAACGUCAGCAUAGAUAAAACGUUUGGUGCGUCGGUUGGUCGUUUGUAAUAUACAUUGAAAAGUUUUGGUGCUAAACCACUUCCCUGUGAGAGGCCGUGAUUUUGUACUCUCCACCUACUUACUUGGCGCUACAGGAUGACGCAAAAGGCCAAUGUUUUGCAUUAAAGAAAGUACGACCCUAACUAGAUAAUAAUCAUUGAGAGUCGUACAUUUUGUGUAGCAACGUGUUGUGUCUUACUGUGUCACAGGCUGCUGUUAGAUUUACGAAAACAGCCACUGUUAUAGCUUUUCUUAGAAGCACUCUUCAAUGUGUUCGGUUCGUGCGAGGACUUGGCCGGUGCAAUAUUUGCCGGGUCUGAAACCUACAGUCCCUGGCCAUAUUAUUAUGACCACCUAUGAAUUUUUAUAAAAAUCAACUAUUCCACUAGGUACAUUUUGCUUAAAAUAUGAUUUUUAAAUUUAAUUUUGUUAUGGAAUGUUAAUGUUAUACAUUAACUAUAAUAUAUUUAAUAAGCACCAAGAAAACAUUUAAAAAUAUUACAUAUUUCUAUAUUUUUUAAUAUUUUGUUGAGCUCCUGACCUUAAUCCAAUAGAAAAUGUUUUGGAGCUUUUAAAACGAGAAAUUUCCAAUGAAAAGGUCACCAACAAAAGUGUUUUGAUUGAAGAACUAAUAUAUCAUUGUAACCCCAAUGACAAAUUGAAGCAAAGUGAAUUUAACUGCAUUCAAAGUAUGCCAAGACGCAUACAAGCGGUAAUGAAAGUUAAAGGAGGCUCAACAAAAUGUUAAAAAAAUAUAAUAUGUGAUAUUUUCUCAUGUUUUAUUGCUAUUUAUUAUUAAACAACAAAUUGAAGCAAAGUGGAUUUAACUGCAUUCAGUGUGCCAACACGGUUACUAGCGGUAAUCAAAGUUAAAAGGGGGCUCAACAAAAUAUUAAAAAAAUACAAAUAUGUGAUAUUUUCAAAUGGUUUAUUGCAUAAAAUAUUUUUAAUAAUAAACAGCAAUAAACCAUUUGAAAAUAUCACAUAUUUCUAUUUUUUUAAUAUUUUGUUGAGCCCCCCUUUAACUUUGAUUACCGCUAGUAACCGUCUUGGCACACUUUGAAUGCAGUUAAAUCCACUUUGCUUCAAUUUGUCAUUGUGGUUUUAAUGGUAUAUUAGUUCUUCAAUCAAAACAAUUUCGUUGGUGACCUUUUCAUUGGAAAUUUCUCGUUUUAAAAGCUCCCAAAUAUUUUCAAGUGGAUUAAGGUCAGUAGUUCAACAAAAUAUUAAAAAAAUAUAAAUAUGUAAUAUUUUCAAAUGUUUUAUUGCUGUUUAUUAUUAAAUAUAUUAUAGUUAAUGUACAACAUUGACAUUACAUAACAAAAUUAAAUUUAAAAAUAAUUUUUAAACAAAAUAUAGGCUAGUGGAAUAGUUAAUUAUUUUAUAAGUGGUCAUAAUAAUAUGGAAAGGGACUGUAGGGACUUAUGGGAUGAAGUGCUUGUCGACAUUUUUUUCUAUUCUGGUCAGAAUGAGACUCUCGUAUAACUUGAAAUCAUACGAGAAAAAGUAUAAAGACUACUGAAAUAAAGACUACUCUCGAAUACGCUUGCACUUCCAGUAUAUCUAUGUAAUCCAAUAUAUAUCUUUUUUCCAUAUCCCGUUCUUGUUAACACUUUAUUUAGCCAAGCAUAUACUUCUGUAUAUUCUUCACCUUGUGAUACUACCCAUGAUUGAUUGACUUUUGUUUUGUUUUCUAUCUUGUAAUCAAAGUUUUGUUUUCUUUUUUUGUUGUUUUUAUUUUGUUCCUGUUGUUUGCUUUUCCGUUUUUUCCUAAAAUUAUUUUGCUGCUCUUCCUCGUUUCCAUAGUAAGAUGAUUUAUAGAGCCUCCUUCUUGAAUAACGCUGAGCAGGUAUUUAAUCUCAAUUUAAAAAAGUAAACAUAUAUUCACUGAAGAGACAUUGAAAUCGCAUUUUAUGUUAAUUUCGUAUUAUAAGUAUAGUUUUACCAACUCAAACACAAGUGUAUGUAUUAUGCUUUUUUACAAAUUGUAACUCUUAAGAACAUUUAUUUAGGUAUUUUUUUUAUUUUACCUAGAUUUAAGUGUUAUCCUAUAAUUUUAGAUUUGUAGCCCUUGCCGGCGAGCUAUUGUUAUAUUCAAGUAUUUUUUCUUUACUAUUUAAUGUAAAUGGAUACUGCACAUACUGUUGUCUGUGCAAAAUAUCUUAUAUUUUUAUAUUCAAUAUAAACGUAAGU